AUGGGUUUGAAGGGCGGUGACAGGGGAGGAAGUAGUGGCAAGGCUCAGCUUGAUGCUGUUCAAACGGAGCCAUCGGCUACGAAGGGGGUAUUCCUUGACUUCCUGUGGCCGCCGCAAGCACUCGCCUGGCUACGGCGGAAACAGACACAGCCAUUGCAGCGAUGGGAGAGGCGGAACAUGUCUAGGCUACCCCGUGGAUAUGUUCUCGCCUCCAAGAGGUACGCAUCUGAUACCUACCGUCCGCUUGCAGAGGAAACCCCAAAGGCGGGUAGCACUCCGAAGAACAGCAAGAGCUUGGAGCCUAGGUCGGCGCAGUAUGCCCAUGACAGAGUUUUUGAGAAAGCAGCGGGCUUCGAAGUGCCUAUAGCGUACACGCCGUUUCAGCCUGUCGCGACAGAGCGUACUCGAACAGAUAUGGGAAGGCGAACGCCCCAUGAUAGAUGGCUUCAAGCGCAUGAUGACACCCCUGAAUAUGUAUCAGACUUUGACAGCUGGAAUGCAAAAAAACGACAGAAGAAGACACGUCGAAAGGGAGGAUCAGUGACUCGGCCGGCGUUUGAGUCCAAGCGAGGUGCAGAAACUGGGUUCUCGGAUCUUCCGGGAGAGCUUGCUGAAGAGGAACUACAACGCGAAAACAUGGCAUCGUAUGGAAAUAGCGUUGAUACGCAAGUUCGGCCAUCGGACUUGCCCGCAGCUGCUGAGAAGGACGACAACGAUGUGCGGUUCUCUACCACAAGAGGGUUUGGGCUUGACUUUGAGAAUGCCCGUCAGUCCACCGAAUCUCCGUCUGAACACAUCUCGCAGGACCCGUCCGCGGAGCUUCCGAGGGAGAAUACGGAGUCGCCGCGAAAUGCGAAGAUUGGAUAUGGUCUCGAUGAGGCAAAGACUGACCAUUCCUCGGAUUACACCCCUGAGCAUAUUUUCGGCGACUCUCCUGCCGACCUUGCCGAGAUGAGAGCCGACCCAAUGCAGGUGUUGCGCAACAUUAUCGCAUCGAGCUACGAUGAAGCGACCCGUCCUAGUCCUGUGGAGAGCCGUUUGCGAACCGACAAGGCAUGGGCAAUCUACAAGUCCUUGGACCAAGAAGCGCAACUUGACGUCCGGCUGAAGCAAGAGCUGUUGGUCUGGCUGUCGACGCAGCCAAGCGAGACUGCAGUCAGCCAUUGCGCGGAGCUGUACCACUCCAUUCCCAAGUCCAGCAGAUCUUUCGAAGUCUACAAGGCCGGACUUGCCUUCUUUGCCAAACACGGUGACCUCAGCCGCGCACUGGAUCUGCACCAAGAUGCCCUUGAAAACCUGGAGAACGGCUACUUAAUCUCCCGAAUGCUAUUUGAGCAUGCCAUCACUGAGAGCAUGUGGCAACUCGCUAUGGACACUGCAGUCCAACACAACUCCACUUACACGGACAUAGGUCAGCUUAGCCAGGUGAAAGUGUUCUGGCUGCAUGUUUCUGAGACGCCAAAGCUACUGGAGAAGGCCGCCCAACUCACUGCCCACCUCGGCGAUAUCGAUGGCUUGCGGUCAGCUUCACCGGAGUAUAGGAACUUCUGCUUUCGCUUUUUCAAGGAGGCAGUAUCUCAGGAGUUUUUGCAGGUUGAGAAUGAUUCUGCAGCAUAUCCAAGCAUGAAAACGGCCCGCCCGCCUCCACGUCGACACAUCCGAACGAUCUUCCAGCAUAUCAUGGAUAUGGAUCCAGCUCCCGCAAAAUUCGCUGAGGACUUCUUGAUUUCAGCUCUUCGCCGGUCUUCGUCCCUCCAUUACAGCAGGUAUCACCAGGUUUUCUCCUACAUCUACCGACAAUAUUGCGCAACACCUGGCGUGAGGCCGUCUGGGGAGCUUCUGUAUACCUUCCUGGGACAAGUUGGCAGGUAUUGGCAAUCCAAACCAGCAGAGUACCACAGCCACAACAGCGUCGACGUUGACACUCUCAUAAGUGACUGGAAACAAUACUACGGCAAGCUGGGCACCAAAGCCAUCAAUCUUCUCCUCUCGCAAUACGCAAGAUUUGGUGAAACAGAGAGAUUCGAAUCUCUGUUAGAAUACCAGCGCUCUGUUUACCCAGUGUACGAAGACCAACGCGAUUCGCUAUGGACCCUGAUUUACCUUCACGCCCGCCGAGCUGAUCUUGACGGAGCCCAGCAAGCCUUCUCAGAAGUCCAGCGAAUCAAUGCGGAGCACGAUGAAAAGCCUACACUCCAAUGCUGGAAUGUACUCCUGCAUGCUCACAUGCGGGUCGAUGACCUCGAAGGCGCAAUGACGAACUUUUACAACAUUGUCACUCACACAAAGCUACAACCAGACUCUUACACCUUCUCGCCCUUGUUCUUCAUGGUCGCGCAGCGCGGGGAUGUUGACGGGUUGGAAGAUUUGUACGAACAGUAUGAUCGGCUCGCGGGAGAAAGGCGGACGACUGACAUGAUGCUCUCGUUGAUGCAUGCGCACUUUCGAAAUGAUGACAACGCUGAAGGAGCUGAGAAGGUCCUCCAUCAAGUGAUUUCGGACAGGGCUGAAGGAGAGGUCGUGGGUGAACUCACUGCCUGUUUCAAUGCUCUGAUGGGAUUCUAUGCGACACGCCGAGAUAUCGAUGCCACAAUGCGCGUCUAUCGCUGGAUGCGGAGUGAGAAGGUCCCACUCGACGGCGAGACUUUUGGCUCCUUGAUGCAAGCACUGCUCCAUUACCGGCGGUCUGAUUCGGCGUUCAAGAUCUUGAACGACAUCAUGCCUGAGCAUCACAUCCAACCCACAGCAUAUCAUUAUGCGCUCUUGAUGGCAGGCUUGACAAAACAGCACUCGUACCAGCAGGCACUUGAUGUGUAUCAAAAGAUGCAGAACGUGGGCAUCAAGCCGACUCUUGGUACCCGCAUCAACUACCUGAAGGCCAAAGCUGGGCUUGAGAUGCGCGCCGCGGACGGCAAAUCUACCGAGGAACUAGAAAAUUCAGUACCUCUAGAAGACACGCUCAAGGAGCUUCAGCAUCUGGCGUCACAGGACAACGCAAAGGAUAUUGCAUCUGGUGAGCCAAUCAAGGUUUCCGACAAGCUGGAUCUCGACGACCCGCUCGCGCCGUACUUUGACUUCUUGAUCUACAUUCACGGCGAGCGGAGAUGUUUCGAAGCGGCUAAGACGCUGUCCGAGCAGUAUCACGACAUGUCUGGCAAGGGCAAGCGUGGUGAGACCGUUUCGAUACGCAUGCUGAGCGCGCUCAUGUCGGCACAAUAUCACGCCAAUGAGCAUGACCAGGUGGAGGAAUACUGGAAGCUUGCCAGGCAGCAGGCAGACGAACUCGCGCGUGUUGUCAAGAUUCCCCAGUUCGUUCCACCUCCGGACGAGUCUGAGAAUGAGCCCGAUCCUCUCCAGCUGGAGCCAGCGGAUCAGCCGGAGCAAGAUGAGCCUGACACCUCCAUGCAACCCGCCGAGGGUGCGAGACAAGACCCAGCACAAUCGACCGCAGCGCCCAAGCAGAUUCUCGACACCAACAAAAAGCCUUCUCGACCUCAGCUCUCUCUAGCCCGGCGACACAUCCUCGACCGACCUCUUCAAUGGUACAUCCGCACCCUGUCCUCCCAAGCCCGCAUCGGCGAUACCAUCAAACUCGUCUCCCAGCUCCUCUCACAAGGCUAUACCCUCGGCAAACGCACCUGGAACCUCUUCAUCUGCAGCCUCCUCGACACCCGCCCGCCCCUCGCCCUCCUCGCCUUCGUCCUCACCGAGCGCUACAUGAUCCCGCACUUCGGCGGCUGGGCCCGCAACACCACCCGGCCCCCUCAACCGCAGAGUCGCUUCCAGCGGCUGGAGCGCAUGCAGGCGCGGUAUGUCAAUCGUCAGCAGAUCAUGCCCGAGUACCAGACUUUUGUUCGACUGGGCGCGGCGAUGCUGGAUCUGAGGAGGAUGGAGUCUGCGAAUCGGAAGCGUGGGGAUGAUGAGCUGCCGAGGGAGUUGAGGAGGUUUGUGGGCUCGACGAGGGAGAUUAGGGCCAGGGCGGCGCGGACGGUAUAUGCUGUGCAGAGUAUGCCUGCGGUACCUGAUGAUACGCAGGCGAGGUAUUUGGGAUCGGGUGGACGGUAG
Molecule: messenger RNA, 4065 nt
Organism: Saxophila tyrrhenica
Lineage: Eukaryota; Fungi; Ascomycota; Dothideomycetes; Mycosphaerellales; Extremaceae
Exons: 1
Coding region: 1-4065 (1354 amino acids)
Molecular function (GO): protein binding
Source: RefSeq, a predicted model, not a curated record